Molecule: messenger RNA, 1126 nt
Organism: Cinara cedri
Lineage: Eukaryota; Metazoa; Arthropoda; Insecta; Hemiptera; Aphididae
Source: the annotation of a GenBank genome assembly
AUGACUGCUGUCAGGAAUCACCAUUUGGUAGCUCUUUUUUCUCAAUUUCUCUUGUUCGCUAUAAGUAUUUUUUUGUUUGUAAUUCCUAUAUAUUUAUUGUGGAGUCACAUCACACAUGAACAACAUCACUUGUCCAAUUAUAAGUAAGUACAUGUAAAAUACUUUUUCUGACAGAAUUAUACUCCAUUUUAUGCAAAUUUUGAUUCACAGGCCUCACGUAGUUGCAUUAAUAUUGGCUCGAGGUGGUAGUAAAGGAAUACCAAAAAAAAAUUUAGCCAUAAUACAAAACUCUACUCUCCUUCGGAGAUCUUUAAAUACUGUAAACGAUUGUGAAUGUAAGAGAACAUCAAAAAAUAACUGCAUUUGUCUUAAAUUAAUUGGUUUCUAAUUUUUAAACUACCUAUUACAGUGUUCCAUGAUGUUUGGGUAUCAACAGACGACAAAGAAAUUGCAACUGAAGCCAAAUUGGCUGGUGCUAAAGUCUUUCAUCGUAGUGCAGAAAUGGCUUCCGAUGAAGCUUCAUCACUUAGUGCUGUUAAAGAAUUCAGUAUGUACCACCCAAAAGUGGACAUUUUUGCAAUAAUACAGUGUACUUCGCCGUUCCUUACAGUUGAGUAUCUUACUAGAGGGUACAGAAUGGCAGUUUAUCAGCAAUUUGAAUCUGUCUUUUCAGUAACACGAAGCCAUAAACUGCGUUGGAAACUCGAUUCUGGUAUUGUUCCUAUUGUCAAUAUAUUUUAUUAAUAUUCAUUAAAUCGUUUGAAUAAUGUUUAAAUACAGAAGGGCAAUUGCAACCAGCAAAUUUUGAUGUUAUUAAAAGACCAAGGAGACAGGAUUGGAAUGGUGAGUAUGUGGAAAAUGGAAUGUUUUAUUUUGUUCACAAAAAUCUCAUUGUGAAUAAUAAGCUUCAAGGAGGAAAGUGAGUAUUUUUUAAAUGGUAUGCCGAUCAUUUAAAAAUAUAUCUAAUUUAUCUAUAUGAAAAUUGAUUUUUUUUUUUAGAUUGGGUGUAGUUGUUAUACCGAUGAAUAGAAGUUUGGAAAUUGACACAUAUUUUGAUUUACAAGCAGCACGUCUUUUAGCAUCAUUACUUGACAUGCCUAAGAAUCUAACAACUGAAAAAAACUAA